AUGGGCAUAAAAAUUCUCUUUUGCAUUCUGUUCAUUAUCUCAUUGAGUCACUCCGUUUUAUCGAAGGCUGAUGAUAAGAAACCAUCUGGUCUCACUCCUAAUCUCAUUCACAGAGACUCCAUUGAAUCAAACGACCUUACCCGCAUUGAAAAGUUCCGAAAAAUCAUUGAUCGUUCAAAACUUCGAGUUAAUGGUACACCUCCAACCGUAGAUGGUCCAUACCUGAUUUUAGAUACCGCUGCCGAACUUACUUGGCUCCAGUGCGAUGGUUGCAUCGACUGUUUUAAACAGAAACAACCUCUGUAUAAUCCUCAUGACUCUUCUACAUACAAAUUGCUUCCUUGUGAUCACCCAUUGUGUAAAUUUUAUGAAUGUAAUCAUAAUCAUUGCAAAUUCAAAGAAUGGGAUAGUCCGGAUGUGCAUGUUGAAGGAUUUAUGUCAACAGAUUGUUUUGGUUUUAACGUUAGUUAUAUCAAUUCUACGGUUCUUGACGGAGUUGUUUCCGGUUGUGCAUGUGGAACCGUCGGGUUUGGCUUCCAAGAUAAUCCCGAUAACAAUAUCAAUGGCGUAUUCGGUUUAGGCCCGGGUCCUCGUUCGUUCGCUUCUCAGUUUGCUCCUCGGGGACUUUUCGGUUAUUGUUUAGCAGAUUGGCAUUUUGGACCCCCUGACUAUCCAGGUAAAUUGAUGUUCGUGGAUGAAGCACUACUCCCUAUCAGUGGCCAUGUUCAAAUAACUCCGAUUGUGGAGACAGAUGCCAGAAGCUAUUUCUUGAAGUUGGCGGAUAUUCAAAUAGAUACAAAGUGUUUAGGUUUUGAACGGGGUAAAUUCGACCGUGCAAUUAAUGGGCAUGGUGGCUUUAUUAUCGAUUCUGGAACGUCGAUUAGUUACUUCGCCAAUGAUGUCUAUGAUCGUGUGAGGCAAGUAUUUGUUGAUUAUAUGAAAACUCUUGGCUUACCGGAGAUGGAUGCAUCAUCACACCACUUGGAUUUGUGUUGGCAUAUACCAGAUGGUUUACCAUCUGACCUCCCAUCCAUGGUAUUAUAUUUACAAGAUAACGAGUAUCCCGAUGAAACAGCUGAUUGCGGAAAUCAAGUAGGAGCUCAGCUUAUAAUCGAUCCAUUAAGUCUUUUCCAUAUCGAAGAGAAGGAAGAUCCUCAGUUAUGUCUUGGGAUUAUGCGUACUAAUGGUACAGAUCCUGAAUUAAACAUUUUGGGAGCUAAGCAACAAACUAAUAACAAGUUAUCGUUCGAUGGACAGAAUAAGACACUCUCGUGGAUGACAUGGGAUUGUGGGCUACCACCUAACUAA
Molecule: messenger RNA, 1308 nt
Organism: Papaver somniferum (opium poppy)
Lineage: Eukaryota; Viridiplantae; Streptophyta; Magnoliopsida; Ranunculales; Papaveraceae
Product: aspartic proteinase nepenthesin-2-like
Exons: 2
Coding region: 1-1308 (435 amino acids)
Cellular component (GO): extracellular region
Source: RefSeq, a predicted model, not a curated record